Scomber japonicus (chub mackerel) is the source of this 1069-nucleotide messenger RNA. It is a transcript of the gene wnt6b, whose product is annotated as wingless-type MMTV integration site family, member 6b. Gene Ontology annotation, molecular function: frizzled binding; cytokine activity. Lineage: Eukaryota; Metazoa; Chordata; Actinopteri; Scombriformes; Scombridae. The coding region runs from base 1 to 1068 and encodes 355 amino acids. Gene Ontology annotation, cellular component: extracellular region. Gene Ontology annotation, biological process: cell fate commitment; neuron differentiation; multicellular organism development. The record is from RefSeq and is a predicted model, not a curated record. The transcript has 4 exons.
AUGACGGUUCGUCUAUCUCGGAUCCAGCUGGCCCUGUUUUUUAUCUUGCUCUGUCCGGUUAAUAUCAUCGGACUCUGGUGGGCGGUGGGCAGUCCGCUGGUGAUGGAUCCCAACAGCAUAUGCAGGAAGGCGAAGCGUUUGGCGGGGAAACAGGCUGAGCUGUGUCAGACUCAGCCAGAGAUUGUCAACGAGGUGGCCAAAGGAGCCAGGCUGGGUGUAAGAGAGUGCCAGUACCAGUUCAGAUACCGCCGGUGGAACUGCACCAGCCACAACAAGUACUUUGGCAAAAUACUGCAGCAAGAUAUCCGGGAGACAGCAUUUGUUUAUGCCAUCACAGCCGCCGGUGUGACCCACGCAGUGACUCAGGCCUGCAGUAUGGGAGAUCUACUGCAGUGUGGCUGUGAGGCGACCAGGAACAGAGCACCUCCGAGGCCACCAUCAUCGUCCUCCUCGGGGGAUGGAGUCAAGUGGGAGUGGGGGGGCUGUGGAGAUGAUGUGGAAUUUGGUUAUGAAAAGUCGAAACAGUUUAUGGAUGCCAAGAGGAGAAGGGGCAAGAGCGACAUCAGGACGCUCAUAGACCUGCACAACAAUGAAGCUGGGCGACUGGCAGUGAAGCUUUACAUGCGGACAGAGUGCAAGUGCCAUGGACUGUCAGGCUCAUGCACCUUACGCACAUGCUGGAAGAAGAUGCCUCAUUUCCGUGAAGUAGGCGACCGCCUACUAGAGCGCUUCAACGGUGCUUCCAAGGUGAUGGGCGGCAAUGAUGGCAAGACACUGAUCCCAGUCGGCCAGAACAUCAAGCCACCAGACAAGCAGGAUCUGAUUUACUCAGAUGAGUCGCCCGAUUUUUGCCUGGCAAAUCGGAAAACUGGAUCACUGGGGACACGGGGCCGCAUGUGUAACAGCACAGCCAUGGACAUCAGCGGCUGUGAUCUGCUCUGCUGCGAGCGUGGCUACCGGGAGGAAUCAGUAGUGUUUGAGGAGAACUGUCUGUGUCGUUUCCACUGGUGUUGUGUAGUCCAGUGCAAGAAGUGCUUGGUCCGGAAAGAGCUUAGUCUCUGUCACUGAU